AAAGGGCCGAACUGGUUUUUUUUUUUUUUUUUGUUGUUGUUUCCACUGGUUUUCCUGCAGCACUGCAUGAAAUGGGCCAUUUAGCUUCAAAGCCGGUAGCACACCGACAACAGCAAACAACGACAACAUUUGAAGGAGCCAUUAAGCAAACUACAUUCCAGCCGAAGAAAUACUUGAGUCGUAUUGAGAUUGUCUGCUUAGAGCAGUCUUUUCACAAGUUGAAAUCAACAUUCAAAGAUCAUUAUGAAUGUAUUGAACUGAAGAACUUUUUGAAACAUCUUAAUUUGCCAAUUGAGAUUGAACCUGCUGCCAUAUUAUUGUACAAAUCAUUUUCGUAUCUCGGCUCAUAUCCUGCGUGUGCAACGGUUGGGCCUGUCCCUCUUUCAUUUGAAGCGUUUUUAACUGCCUUUGUGGUUUUAACAGGCCGCCUUGACCAAAUACAUCACAACAACCUAUCCGAAACUUUAUUUUUCCAAUCUUUGUCAAUAUUACCAACAGUAAAUGAAAAGGAACUUAAAGAACCAGAAGACAAUACAGAUAUUAAACCAACGAACAAGCAGACGGGUGGUACCAUUGAAGCCACUUCUACAUUUGGACCAAAAAGCCUGACAAAAGGUUUAUCAUUAGCCGAUCUAGGCAUUGAUUUUGACGAUCUGAAUAUAGAUAGUAGUCCUCAAGAAAAUGAAACCGUCAAAGAGAAGGAUACGGAAGGGGCAUCAGAAAUAUUAUGUAAAGACUUGAUCGACCUUUUUGUAUGCUUCAUAUGGCUAGGAGAAGCAGACAAACAGGAGCAACACGACUUUCAUAAAAUUCGUAGGUUGGCAACCGAUAUCGUCGUGAAAUCAAUUUCACUUCCAUAUGUCACGUAUGAAGCAUUGCAUGCAUGGAUAAUGAAUUUCUCACCUCAUUUUUUCAAACUAUUACAGUCACUCAUCAUCCAUUCAUUCACAUACAACAAUUCUUCCGGCAAUAGAAACGCAGGAUCAAGGUUGCUAAUUGAAGAUAAAUUACCAUCUGUUGAUAAGACAGAUAUACUCACACCAUUGUAUAUCACGUUAUUGUCAUGGACUUUACCAGAACAAAUUCUCAUUUCUAAGAAAUGGCUGAGACUUUACUCUGCAGAAGAAGAUGGAUUUUCUAUGAACAGAUUAGAAAGUCAUGUGUUCAAAUACCCAGGGCCAACAUUAAUGAUUAUGGAAAUAGAUGAAAAAGAACCACUUCGAAGAAGAACGAAAGGAAAAAAACAGGAGUUAACACCGCCAAGGGUAAUAGGCGCAUUUAUCAAGCAACCAUGGAAGCAUUCAAAACAUCUUUGGGGCGAUAAAGAAUGCUUUUUGUUCGAGUUAGAUCCAUCGUUUGAUAUAUUCCGCCCUGUUAAGAAUCAUAGUCAUUGUAAUGAUGAUGACCAUUACAUAUUAUAUCAUCAUGAUUUUGGAAUAGGCUUCGGACCUACAGGCAAUCAACAAACAUCUUUUAAACAAUAUUAUCCAGCACGAGAUAUAAACAAGAAGCAGCAACAACAGCAAUCUGAUUUUAUCUUAACUUUGAAUAGUACCCUUCAAGAGGGCAUCUACAAAAACGAGCCUUAUCCCGAACACCCCACAUUUGAAAGUGCUAACAGAAAACAGCAAGAAUUCUGUUUUGAAUUUCAAAUAGAAAAUAUUGAAGUUUUUGGACUCGGAUGCGAAAAAGACAGAGAAAAGCAAGCUCGAGAAUGGAAGUUCGAAAAGCAAGAGGCAGCAAGAAGGGCUUCUUUGAACAUUCGACAGGCCGAUGGGCAGCUUGAUAAGGAAUUAUUGAAAAUGGCGGGCAUUAUCGAUGAGGAUAAAAGACAAGAUCGGUAA
Mycotypha africana is the source of this 1844-nucleotide messenger RNA. Its product is annotated as TLD-domain-containing protein. The coding region runs from base 72 to 1844 and encodes 590 amino acids. The transcript is spliced from 3 exons. The record is from RefSeq and is a predicted model, not a curated record. NCBI's taxonomy places the organism in Eukaryota, Fungi, Mucoromycota, Mucoromycetes, Mucorales, Mycotyphaceae.